UAUUUGGGCAUUUGGAUGCAUGAGUAUUGAAAUGGCAACAGGAAAUCCGUACCUGCCAGGAAACUCUGACUUAGAUCAGAUCCACAAGAUAGUGACACAAGUGGGAAAUUUAACACCACGCCUCAAGAGUCUUUUCAGCAAAAAUCCUACAUUUGCCGGGGUAUGUCUACCAGAUGUCCAAAGACCUGAAUCACCGGAAAAAAGACUGUUAAGGUGUAAUCCUUUGUUGACUGUGCUGGUAAAGAAAUGCUUACAAAUGGACCCGGACAAGAGAUCGUCAUGCACUGAGCUGCUGAAAGCUGAAUAUUUCACAGCAGAUGGAUUCUCAGAGAAAUUUAUACCAGAGAUUCAAGCUCAAGUUCUUAAGGAUAUGAAAGAUAAUCCACUUUUAGUCAGAAAACGUAAAAACAUCAGCAAAGAAAUUAUUGAAUAUGAAAAAGCGAUGUUAACCGUCAAACAAGGUGCUAAAAAGCAUGGAAAGGAUGUCACAAAGGAUAAGGAACCUAAAAGCAGGAAAUACAAACGUACAAACGUAAAAGCAGAAACAACAAAGGCAGAAAAAGUGGACAAUCCAAUUGUCUGGAAAUCCUCUCUAACGCCUCAAGAAGCCAUCCAGGGAAAUUUUUCAGAAGGAACUGAGGGGAAGCAUACAGGAACAGAAGGGAAGAAUACUAACUGUAAUAAAACAAAUUCAGCAGCCACUUCUGCCAGGGAUUUGAACAAUAGUGAGGAAGCUCUAAACUCUGCAACAUCAGCCAGCAUCCCUCCAAUUGGCAUGCAUAGUGGAAUGACUACUUCAGCAGUUUCCAACAAAAAUAUCAAUACUGACACCAAUGAUACUUCAGUGUCAAACUCAAGGAUGCAAGAAAAGGCGAAGGUGAAAGCAAGCUCUUGUAGCAGCCAGGCAGCAGAAAUACUUGUAGCUCCAGCUCCAAAUGAGGAUUCUGGUGUUGGCGAGCAAGCUGCACAGAUAGAGCAAGAACUGAAUGGAAAUAAAAAGAAGGCAAAGAUGAUUAAGGCAGGAAAGGGAGAUCUCCAUUUUCCAGAGCUAAUGUCAACUGGCCAUCAAGUGGAAGUGAAGGGGCUGGAAGGGAAAUGCAAGAUGCUGAAGAAAGAGUUGAGGAUCCCCUCAUUGGUGACUUCAGAACAGGAUCAAACUAGAAGCACUCCCAACCAGAUCUCUAUCAGAUACAAGACUGAAACGGAGCUGGAAAAUCUGGCAGCAGCUUACAAGAGCCAUGAAAAGCCACUGGAGAUUCACAGAAAGCCAGGAACUCAGCAUGUAGAAUGCAUUGCCCAGGAUAAAAGAUUUCCAUAUAAUAAAGUCAAUCACUUCUGA
Molecule: messenger RNA, 1339 nt
Organism: Rhincodon typus (whale shark)
Lineage: Eukaryota; Metazoa; Chordata; Chondrichthyes; Orectolobiformes; Rhincodontidae
Product: cyclin-dependent kinase-like 3
Exons: 10
Coding region: 20-1339 (439 amino acids)
Source: RefSeq, a predicted model, not a curated record